GAUUUCACAGCUCCUCGGUGAGCAAAACCAGCCUACGCAUCGGGGUACAAGGAUGUCACGGAGAAAACCCAACGCCGGAGCCAUUCCUCCAGGAGGGAUGAUGAAGCCUGGAUUUGAUCAUUGGAGAGAAAAGGCCUGCCCGUGCAGGGCAGGCUGUUGGGAAGCAGGUCCGUACCUGGGGUGACCCCUCGGAGCCAGGCCCGCCCUGGGGACCAGCAGAGCGCAGCGGGGAGCAGCCGCAUCCCGCCCUAGGCAGCGGGCACCCCGCUCCGGCAGCCGCCGCGGCUCUGACCAGCCACGUUUCGCUUUCCCGGCGGUAGCAGCAGCCCCGGCACGGUGUACCCCAGCCCGGGGGCCAUCCCCCGGCCACCAGACACUAUCGGUCGGGCCCGGGGUCCUUCGGGGCGGACGGGGAGGUGCCGCGGCGGCAGCGGCGGGCGGAGCGCGGCCGCUCCUCCCCGGAAGGGGCGGUGGUUGCCGGCGGCGCGUUCCUGUCAAGAUGGUGCGGAAGCUGAAGUACCACGAGCAGAAGCUGCUGCGGCGGCUGGAGCUGGUGAGCUGGGAGGCGGCGGCGGGGAGCCUGGCCGAGGUGAAGGCGCUGCGGCGCUACCGGCUGGGCCGGCGGGAGGACUACGUGCACUACAAAGCGCUGGCCCGCACCGUCCGCACCUUGGCCCGCCGCCUCCGUGACCUGGGCCCGGCCAGCGCCGCCUUCCGCUCCCGCUGCGCGGCCGCGCUGCUGGAGAAGCUGCACGGGCUGGGGCUGGUGAGCGAGCGGCAGUCCCUGGCCGUCUGUGAGAGCCUGUCUGCGGCCGCGUUCUGCCGGCGGCGCCUGCCCUGCCUGCUGGUGAAGCUGCGGAUGGCGCAGAACCUGCGCCACGCCGUCACCUUCGUGGAGCAGGGCCACGUCCGCGUGGGGCCCGAGGUGGUGACCGACCCCGCCGUCCUCAUCCCCCGCGCCGUGGAGGACUUCAUCACCUGGGUGGACGCGUCUCGCCUCCGGCAGAAGGUGCUCGACUACAACCAGGAGCGCGACGACUUCGACCUGGCCGCCUAGGGAUGCACUGCCCGCCCUGCCUGUGCUGCCCUCACGCCUCUGCCCCGCUCCUUGCGACGCGAGUGGCAAUAAAGACACGCGGCGGUACCACCGUCAGAUGUUUAGCCUCCCCCAACAUGCCUGAAAGAGGAGCAGAGAGGAAACCUACUCUGCUUGCUCUGCUCCCACCUCUCCUUAGCACCUAACAGCUCCAUUCAUCAGUACAGAGAAAGUUCUGCAUCCGUCGGAGAAAACACCAGAUAGCCCGACUCCAUAAAAUCACAGAAUCAACUAGGUUGGAAAAGACCUUUAAGAUCAUCAAGUCCAACCAUUACCUCAGGACUGCCAAGACCACUACUAAACCACAUCAUUGAGGGUCUCAUCUACACGGUUUUUGAACACUUACAGGUGAUUCCACUGCUUCCCUGGACAGCCUGUUCCAAUAACUUUCUGUGAAGAAACUUUUCAUACAUUCCCAUAAAGUGAAACUGCCUGAUGGCAGGAGAGGAUGCAUUUGGGUUUAAAUGUUUGGCUGCUACUAAAAGCAGUUGGAAGAGGGUUUAUGCACACCUGAGGAUUGAGUUUAAGACCGAGUUUGACAGCUUUGCUGCUGCUUUUUGAAGGGGUGGCCCUGCCAGUUCUUCCUGCAUUUGGCUCAGUGACUGGGGGAGCUGCUCCUGGAAGGGUUUUCUCUUGAUACCAGGGAAUGUGUAUAUGGGGUAAAGGCAGAGAUUGUGUGGGGUCAGCAAUAAACAGGGAGGCUGAGUACCGCAUUUCUGGAACUGUAAAAGUUUUAGCCAAAAAUUGAAUUAAAAAGAAACAAUGAAACUGA
Molecule: messenger RNA, 1868 nt
Organism: Strigops habroptila (Kakapo)
Lineage: Eukaryota; Metazoa; Chordata; Aves; Psittaciformes; Psittacidae
Gene: IMP3
Product: IMP U3 small nucleolar ribonucleoprotein 3
Exons: 1
Coding region: 500-1057 (185 amino acids)
Biological process (GO): rRNA processing
Cellular component (GO): Mpp10 complex; small ribosomal subunit; small-subunit processome
Molecular function (GO): structural constituent of ribosome; rRNA binding; snoRNA binding
Source: RefSeq, a predicted model, not a curated record